Molecule: messenger RNA, 5700 nt
Organism: Scomber japonicus (chub mackerel)
Lineage: Eukaryota; Metazoa; Chordata; Actinopteri; Scombriformes; Scombridae
Product: actin-related protein 2-B
Exons: 9
Coding region: 46-1230 (394 amino acids)
Biological process (GO): Arp2/3 complex-mediated actin nucleation
Cellular component (GO): Arp2/3 protein complex; actin cortical patch
Molecular function (GO): actin filament binding
Source: RefSeq, a predicted model, not a curated record
AGGAGGAAGCUGCUGCUGCUGCUGCUGUUUCAGGGAUAUUAAAACAUGGACAGUCAAGGGAGGAAAGUCGUGGUUUGUGACAAUGGAACCGGGUUUGUUAAGUGCGGCUAUGCAGGCUCCAACUUCCCCGAACACAUUUUCCCAGCGUUGGUUGGCCGGCCAAUCAUCCGCUCCACUGCUAAAGUUGGAAACAUUGAAAUCAAGGACCUGAUGGUGGGAGACGAGGCCAGCGAGCUGCGCUCCAUGCUGGAGGUGAACUAUCCCAUGGAGAACGGCAUCGUCAGGAACUGGGACGACAUGAAGCACCUGUGGGAUUACACCUUCGGCCCCGAGAAGCUCAACAUCAACUCACGCGACUGCAAGAUCCUGCUGACCGAACCGCCCAUGAACCCGACCAAGAACAGGGAAAAGAUCAUUGAAGUGAUGUUUGAAACGUACCAGUUCACCGGAGUUUACAUCGCCAUCCAGGCCGUCCUCACUCUCUACGCUCAAGGGCUGCUGACUGGUGUGGUGGUCGACUCCGGCGAUGGCGUCACCCACAUCUGUCCGGUGUACGAAGGCUUCUCGCUGCCUCACCUGACCCGACGCCUCGAUAUCGCAGGAAGGGACAUCACACGCUACCUCAUCAAGCUGCUUCUGCUGCGAGGUUACGCCUUCAACCACUCAGCUGACUUCGAGACGGUGAGGAUGAUGAAGGAGAAGCUUUGCUACGUCGGUUACAACAUCGAGCAGGAGCAGAAGCUGGCGCUGGAGACGACGGUGCUGGUGGAGUCCUACACGCUCCCAGACGGCAGGGUGAUCAAAGUGGGAGGAGAGAGGUUCGAAGCCCCCGAAGCUCUGUUUCAACCUCACCUUAUCAACGUGGAGGGGGUUGGUGUGGCCGAGCUGCUCUUCAACACCAUCCAGGCUGCAGAUAUCGACACCAGAUCUGAGUUCUACAAGCACAUCGUCCUGUCUGGAGGCUCCACCAUGUACCCCGGCCUGCCGUCCCGCCUGGAGCGCGAACUCAAACAGCUUUACCUGGAGCGAGUGCUGAAGGGAGACGUCGACAAACUAUCGAAAUUCAAGAUCAGGAUAGAGGACCCCCCUCGGCGUAAACACAUGGUGUUCCUGGGCGGCGCUGUGCUCGCCGACAUCAUGAAGGACAAGGACAACUUCUGGAUGACGCGGGAGGAGUACGAGGAGAAAGGGACAAGAGUGCUGGAGAAGCUGGGUGUCACCGUCAGAUAAAACACACACACACACACACAUACAUACAAAAACACUUCCCAGUCCUCCCCAAUGUACCUCCAUCUACUCCAUCACCUGACGUCCAUGCAUCGCUCACCUUGAUGUGUCUGGACGGUCACAAUGUGUCUUCAAUUCAUGCACAUUAUGAUAAAAGGGAGGGAUAGAAGGAGGGAGGGAGGAGGGGGAGGGGAAAUAGGGAUGAAGGAUGUGGAGUUUUGGGGAAAAGAAGUCUCCUGUGAAGGCAGGAAAUUAAGAAUACAAUGUUUUUUGAGAUACAUGAGGCAAUUAAAGGAAAAGUUUGACAUCUUGGCAAACUUAUUGGCUUUCUUGCUGAGAGUUAGCAGAGAGGAUUGAUACCACUCUCAUAUCUGUGCAUUAAAUAUGAAGCUGGAGCUAGAACACAAUUAGCUUACCGUAAAGAUUGGAAACAGGGUGAAACAGCUCGCCUAGCUCUGUCCAGAGGUUAUAAACAUCUGCUUACCUGCACCUUAAAAGAUGACUGACUAUAUUGUAUUUAUUUUGAGGUGAGGAUUUACGUCAUUGUAAGGUUCCCAGAAGAAGUAGUUGCUACAUAAACCCCCUUAAAACCACAACUUAUCACUUUUACACUUCUUUUUGAAGUGCUGUUAGCCUGAUUUUAUAACCUUUGGACAGAGCUAUACUUGCUGUGUUCAACAUGUUUCCAAUCUUUAAACUAAGCUUAUCUAACCAUCUACCGGCUCCAGCUUCAGAUAUGAGAAUGGUAACAAUCUACUUAUCAAACUCUUAGCAAGAAAGCAAACAUUAAGUAAGAAAAUAAAUAAAAAUAAAUUCAUUUUUCAUCAUCAAAGUGUGGCAUUAAAAAUGGUGGAGUGUUCAAACUUGUCAAAAUGUCCCUUAAGAGACCAAUUUACUUUCAAUUUGUGUCUGUCGAACGACUCCUCAUGAAGCCAGAUUGAACUUUGGUCUGUUUUCGAGAUGAAGACGACGACCGUGAUUAUUAUUAGUGAUGCAUUUGAGUUCGGCUCCAAAACGAGACCCCCGCCAUGUGAAAAAUGUGUCACCUGCUCUGAAUAGAAUAAUCCAGACUGAUACUUGCAGUGUGGAGCAUUAAAGAGAUUAGAUAUCCGAACAAAUAGAUCAUUACAUACUGUGUCUUUUUAAAAUACUGGUCAUCGAAUAACACGUUGCCCUCGCCCCAAAUGUCCUGUUUAAUGUCUUGAAACCCUUCGUUGAGUCACUGGACUGAAGGUGCAGAAGGGCAGGCAGAUAUUUUUAACUUGAUGUGACUUUUGCUCGAGCUGGGACGUUCAUAUCUUCCACAAGAGGUUGGAAAGAUUGAGAAAACUUGAAGGAAACUCUAAAUUCCUCAGUCUUUUUGUUGUCUUGGGUUCCUCUUGGAUUUGUGGUUUGAUUUGUGGUGGUGAGCAGGGUUUUGGUUAUGGAAACAAGCCCAUUUGGAGCUUUCGGUUGGGUUGAUUUGGUUGUUUCUAUAUCCUGCUAACAACCUACAAAUCAUCCAUCACAGAUCAAAGACAGCUUGACGUAUAAGGAAACGGUUUUGAUUCCUCAACAAUUACAAAGCAUAAAGUCAUUCCUUAGCACUGAUCAAGGACAUCUACUAUGCACCAAAUUCCUGCGACGCCACUUCCCUGAAAUCGGACAUUUGAGCGACUCGGAGUCACGUUAAAAGUACCAACUACCAGAUGGUAGUGUGCCAUGACUCAAAGAGACUUUACAGAAAAAGAAUAAAGAAUUAAAACAUAGGAGCAUAAAAUAUCAAUAAAUUCUUUCCAAUAAAGUGUUUAAGACUAAGACUGACAAAGAAAGGUCUCUUCCAUUGCAGCCAAUACAAACUUUUGAUUGCCGGAAGCUAAAUCAGGCAAUUUACUGUUUUAUUUUAUUAGUGUUACUGUAAUAAAGAUAAGGGUCACCAAUGGCAGCACUGAACACAAGUUGGUGAAUCUUUUCCUUUCAGCGGAUGUGACUCCUCGCUCUCUAUACUCACGAGGACGAAAGAAUUUAAUUCAUGAAAAAUGAGACGGCCUUGUUCGCUCCAGCAUCAUUUUCGGGAGAUAUAGUUAUUCAUGACUCACAGCAUCUCAACUGUCACAGAAUAUAACUAAUAUUAGAGAAAAACUAUCUCCACAACAGGCCGUUUGUUCACUUUCCCAUCAUAUCAAUAAAGACAGAAGGGGAGUUGUUGGAUUGCACCUGUAGUCCUGUAGUCACUUGCUCACAUUUCAGGGAUUGAAGCUUCCUCGAUGACGGCUGAUCUGGAUUAUUUCCUGGUCACAGAUCAGUGAAUGGAACAAGCAUGAUUAACAGGAAGAAUGCACUCUGCAAAGAAAAAAAAAGAAAUGCUGCAACAUGUUUUUGUUUGUUUUUUCUUGUAUCGACGGUAGUAGAAGAAACCUUUCUUGGUCAGAGCAAAUUUCCAACCAUCUGGUCAGCCUGUAUUCCUGUAACUCAUCAACUGAGUCACUCAAUGACAGAAAUGUUCUGGGAUGUGUAGUAUGAUGUUCCUGUUUCAGGGUUAGUCAUUCCUCUUGUUACUAUUUGCACCAUGCUUUCAAUUCCAGCUGCUUUUUCACUUUUUGUUUCAUUCCUUUCUCGGUUUCUGAUUAUUGCUUUUGUGCUUUUUGUUUCAGUUGAGACCAGGCUUUGCCUUUUAUUAUUUGUAGGAUUGUUCAGCCGAUUUAUGAUUGCAUCAUUGCCUGAGUUCACUAAAGGGCCCGAACAACUGAUCUGGGUUCAGUCAUUGCUAAUAAAUCAAUUGUAAACUGUUGGUGAACAGAUUCAUUGGCUGGUCCUGGAUCAGAUAUUAAGGGCAAAAUGAAGCAUAUCCUGUUUUCAGAGGAAAUCACCAGAAGGAAAUAAUCAAUAUGUUGGUGUAGAAGGAAAAAGGAGGAGUGGACGGUAAAGUCACUGUCAGCUGAUGAGGUUUAGUAAUCCAAACAUUUCUUGAACCAUAAAUGAUCUCAUUGGUUGAGAUGAAGCUCAGUAAAUGGAACAAUUGUAAUGUAACCUGAGAGUGAAUCUGAAGAAGAGAAGAAAGAUAGUGUUAUGAACUUAAGCACCCUGCUACACCGAGCUAAAUGCUUGGUAAAUUUGGUUGUUAUAGAUAAAGUAGCCUUGUUUAAAAGAAGAUACCACCAGCCAAUCAGGUACAGAGUUAAAGCUCUUACAUGCCAUCAGCCAGAGGUUAGUUAUAAACGUUAGACUCAGUACUACAGUACUCAUGAGCCUCAGCAGCUAUUUCUAUAUAUCCGAUACUAACUAGAGCUGUUUGGGUCACUGGGUUGUUGCAAUCAAGACCAAAGACUCUCUAACCAGUGAGAUCAUUCUGGGGUGUUUGUGCAUAUAAAUCUUUUAAGGAUAAGGCUGGCACUACUUUUCUUCUUGUCAACAAAUCUCAUGUUUGGAUCCAAACCAACAAUCAACUGAUCUACGAGUAUUUUGUGUGUGUAUCCAAAGCCUGAUGUAUCUUAUUCUGUGAAGUAGACCUUGGCUGCACUGGAUAACAUGUUCAAGUUUGGCCACAUUAGCUUGUUUAGAAACGGCUCCAAAAACUAAUAUCAGCGAUCAUGUUUUCAGUCUCCAGAGAGUAGUCCUGUGUACAGCUUUGCUAGCUUAUUGUGCAUAUGUGGAUUAAAACCUCUUGACUUUUGAAUUACAUCAUACAUUUCUCAAAGAACUUCAGUGAGAAGUCAAGAGGUUGUGACAUGCUAGUGAACCGCGUUCCUGCACAUGCUCAGUAGCGUCUGCCUUACACAGAACUACUCUCCAGAGACACAACACACGAUCACUGAUUUCUAUUUUGGAGCCGUUUCUAGACAGACGGACGUGACAAAACUCUUUAUAAUGCAGGAUUUGGAUACACACACACACACAAUACUUGCUAGUAGAUCAGUUAAUUGUUGGCUUGGAUCCGAACAUGAGAUGUGUUGACGGUAAGAAAUAUCUAAUAACUAGGAAAUCACCAGAAUGAUCCUUCAUGAUUCACACUUUGAGGCUAUUUAACCGUCUGGAGUUUUUUUUCCAUUUUGAAUUUGAAUUCCACUGAUCAUCAUGCUCAUGGUUUUCUUCCUCAUCAUGACCAAACUUUCCUCUCCUCCUCCUCCUCCUCCUCUGCUUCUCGGGUCUUGGCUGUACUGAAGAUGAAGUUGUGGGUUUUGGGGGUUACACACGAAGGGGAUUUGUGUCGGUUACUGAAAUAAUAUUUGUAAUAUUAAUGAGAAUCUGGUGUCAGGAAGUGGAGACCACGUAAAAGCUGGUAUUUGUGGUUUCCAUCUUGGUGCUUAUGUGUAUAUUGGAGGCACUUGACACACACACAUAUGAAUAUAAAUGUAUAAUUUCCUUUUGACAACACAGUCAUUAAGUGCCAAGUACAGUUAUUCUAGCUGGAUCUUAUUUUUGGUCGUCCUUUUUAUGUUUUUGUUUAUAGCAUAACUGCCAACCGCUGAUUUAAAUAAAGCAAAGUGAUUUAUA